AUGGAGCCAUCCGUCUUCUUGAGCCAACAACUCCUCCUCGGAGAUCAUCUCGACUCCCAAGUACGCAGCAAUCGUGUCGACCGGCAUCUCGCUCAACUUCUUUCCAAUGACAAACCCGAUGCAUCUCAUGAAUCCCUCGCACUCCAUGUAACUGGCCAACUCGAGAAUCGGCUUCAACUCAUCCACACUCUUCGCGUUGGCCUCCGGAUAGUCCUCUGGCUUCUUUUCAAAAUCCAUUUCAGCUGGUGGCGUGUACUUGAGCAGAUUGUCAAACACGAACUCUCCGGCCGCCCUUGGGAAUGGAAUAUCGAGUGGAGUAUUGAUUUUGAUGUCAGUCGUCUUCCAAUCCGGAUUCUCUCCCUCGAUGGCUUUCAUGAGAACUGGACUCUUUUCGAUGAUUUCACGAUCCUUGAUGAUGGAUGGAUUCUCAGAAUCCUUGAAGAGAACGGCCACUUCGCAUAUGGCUUCAGACAUUGUUGCAGUUGGAAGUACUGGAAAAAUCAAUGUAAGAGAUUUGGACGAAGAGAGAGAGAGGGAAAAUCAAUAAUAAUAUAA
Messenger RNA from Caenorhabditis remanei, 555 nucleotides. RefSeq lists its product as uncharacterized. Bases 1 to 555 code for a protein of 184 amino acids. Lineage: Eukaryota; Metazoa; Nematoda; Chromadorea; Rhabditida; Rhabditidae. The record is from RefSeq and is a predicted model, not a curated record. The transcript has a single exon.